AUGGAGAAACGGGAGUUCGUCGCGUCUCUGGUGUGUAUGGAUGACAAGGAGGAUGGAGGUGGCAUUAAGGAGGAAACAAUUUUGUCUAGGUCCCCGGAAAUUGCAGGUGGCUGUGCGGGGAUGUGUGUGGAUCUGACAUUGUUCCCCCUGGACACCAUUAAGACCAGACUGCAGAGCCAGCAGGGCUUCUAUCAGGCUGGGGGCUUCAGGGGCAUCUACGCUGGGGUCCCAUCUGCUGCUGUGGGCUCCUUCCCCAACGCUGCUGCUUUCUUUGUCACCUAUGAGUGCACAAAGUCCCUGCUCGGCGCCGGUGGAGCUGUGGCAGCACCUCACGUGGCACCUGUCGCUCACAUGCUGGCCGCCUCCCUGGGGGAAAUCGUUGCGUGCUUGAUCCGGGUACCCACUGAAGUGGUCAAACAGAGAACCCAAGCCUCUCCUUCAUCCAGCACCUACAACGUGCUGCUGGCCACUCUCAGGGAAGAGGGUGUUCGAGGCCUGUACAGAGGAUAUGGCAGCACAGUUCUCAGAGAGCUUUGA
Molecule: messenger RNA, 537 nt
Organism: Menidia menidia (Atlantic silverside)
Lineage: Eukaryota; Metazoa; Chordata; Actinopteri; Atheriniformes; Atherinopsidae
Source: the annotation of a GenBank genome assembly